GUUCCAGAAAUCAUUUUGUUAUCGACAUUUUUCACCGUUUUAAGUUCAUCUGAAGGACUAGAGUGACGGCGAAACUGGUGUGGCUGUCAAACCCUGCUGGUCUCAUCUGGAAACAUCUCAGGCAUCUGUGUACUUGCUACCUUCCCAGGGUAACAUGUCUGGCGAUGCGUCAUCAGCUGAACCCAGGUUAUAUCGCCUCUCCAAAUGGUUUGACCCUGAAACCGCUGCGGUGGUGACCAUCCUGCUGGGGCUGUUCCAGGUGCUGCUGUCUGUCCUGCUUGCUUAUGCUGAUGAUACUCUUCCAAAACUGUUCAUAAUGCCGCUCGGCAUAGGAAUUUUAAUUGUGGCAGGAGGAUCAUUCACCAUGGCCAGUGAGAGGAACCCCAGCAGACAAGUGCUUCAACGUUGUGCAUGCAGUAAUGUGAUUGGCCUGCUGGGGACAGUGCUCGUCUUCUGCCUCUACUGCUACAGUCUCAGCAUUACACGCAAAAACGUUUGUGGGAACAUUGAUCCUGAUGGCUACAGACAACAUGGGUGUCCUGAGGAAGUUCUGGCGGCCUACUGCACGAGUGUGUUGCAGCUGCUGCUGGUCUAUGACACCGGGGCAGUGGUGAUGCACGGCCUCCUGUCAGUCUCCGCCGUCAAAGCACUGAAAACACACUAAUACCAACACACACACAGACACACAAAAGAAGUACACGCCAUACAUGUUGAAUUACUUCUUACUUGAAUUACUUAAUUACUUCUUCUCAGCAGUAAAAUUUAAAAAAAAAAAUUGUAAAAUUCUGCAGAUUUCUGUUUUUGUGGAUUGAGUGACACAGUGAGCUUUCAUAACACAGAUCAGAUAGGUCUGUUCAAAACAAAAUGUGUGGAAGUGGAGCAUCAGAUUCAGGCAGAAAGUAAGUUCUUAGCACUGUCAGCACAGAUGUGACAAACUUUGACAAAUAUGAAUUAAAUAUAUAAUAUGCUAUAUUUCCAUAUUAAAAUAUGUAAAAUAUGACUACACUUCUAUUGCAUAUUUAUAUGUAUAUUAUAAUAUAUUAUAUUAUAAUAUAGUAUUUUUAUUUACAGUAUUUUGUUGAGUUUUGUACUUGUAUUGUCCCAAACGUUUCCAACAAUGUCAAAACUCAGAGAAAUCUGUAAUUGUAUUGAAGGGAACCACACGUUACAUUUGGUCACCUGUUGCUGUAACUUCCAAGGAAAAAAUGUCCAGAUUUAGACGAUUGCACAAUCACACUGUUUUUUGUGAUUUAUUUAUUUUAUGUCAUCAAAAGAAGCAUUAUUUUUACCUAGGAAUGGUCACAUUUACAUGCUUUCUUGUUGGGAUGGCAUUUAAAUUUAUGUCUUCAAAGGAAUAGCUCAUCCAGUCCUUGUUCAGUCAUUUCCAUGCUGAUGAAAAGCCAGGGGGAGUUUCUUUGUCCAACAUUUAUGUAGCUUCACAUUAAAACAAUGUUGCACCAUUCUCCAAAAACAACUGAAGAAGAAGCUGGGGGCUUGUUUGAAAAAAAAAAAAAAAGACUUGUAAGCGGCACGGUGGUGCAGUGGUUAGCACUGUCGCCU
Messenger RNA from Scatophagus argus, 1560 nucleotides. RefSeq lists its product as uncharacterized. Bases 155 to 664 code for a protein of 169 amino acids. The record is from RefSeq and is a predicted model, not a curated record. The transcript is spliced from 6 exons. NCBI's taxonomy places the organism in Eukaryota, Metazoa, Chordata, Actinopteri, Scatophagidae.